AAGAAGGGAUACCAGAAAAUAAAAUCAUGGCAGGAGAAAUCUACAACAUCGUGAAGCUCGUCCCUCGACCGGAGAAGUUCAACGAGCUCGUGGAAGCAUUCAAAACCCUCUCCAAGCACGUCCAGGAACAGGAGCCCAAGACCCAAAUCUACUUUGCCCUGCAGCCGCCCAAGAGCCAGGAGCUGAUUAUUGUGGAGAAAUAUACAGACAUCGACAACCUGAAAGCCCACGCCGCGUCGUCGGAGUUCAAGACAUUCUUCAAGGCUGUGGGGCCGCUGCUGGCGCAGCCUGCGGAGAUCAAGACUUCUUCCUUUGUGGGGGGGUUUGAUGGACGGUCGAAGCUUUAGAGUUUGUCUUCCUGUAGGGGUGACUGCGCCGUUUUGAUGGGUCGUCAGACAAUCUGUUACGAUCGAUAGCGGUGACUCUGCCUGGUUAGCUACUGAGGAAGAAUGGAAGUGUGAUUGGUUUGAUGGCUACUCUUGUAACAAAAAGGUUGUAGAAACCAGGUGUGAUCGAGAAAGACGGCACAUUGCAAAUGUAGUAGCUUGUGUUGAUUUGAUGUUCAAGAUGCUUGCUUAU
This is a messenger RNA of Aspergillus candidus, 579 nucleotides long. RefSeq names its product putative quinol monooxygenase. The transcript is spliced from 3 exons. NCBI's taxonomy places the organism in Eukaryota, Fungi, Ascomycota, Eurotiomycetes, Eurotiales, Aspergillaceae. Bases 27 to 347 code for a protein of 106 amino acids. The record is from RefSeq and is a predicted model, not a curated record.